This is a messenger RNA of Labeo rohita (rohu), 4326 nucleotides long. RefSeq names its product musashi RNA-binding protein 2a (gene msi2a). The record is from RefSeq and is a predicted model, not a curated record. NCBI's taxonomy places the organism in Eukaryota, Metazoa, Chordata, Actinopteri, Cypriniformes, Cyprinidae. The transcript has 15 exons. Gene Ontology annotation, cellular component: cytoplasm. Bases 116 to 1339 code for a protein of 407 amino acids. Gene Ontology annotation, molecular function: RNA binding.
CGCAGAUCCCACGUGUGACGCUAGCGCUCCCGGUUCGGUAAUAUUCCUUGAGCUGGGGCUGCAGUGCCCGUGUGUGUGUGUAUGCGUGUGUUUGGAGUUGGUUGGGCUUUGAGCUAUGGAAGCGGACGCGAGUCAAGUCACCUCUGGAAGCCCGAACGAUUCGCAACACGACCCGGGUAAAAUGUUUAUCGGUGGCCUCAGCUGGCAAACCUCACCAGACAGCCUUAGAGACUAUUUCAGUAAAUAUGGGGAGAUCAGAGAAUGUAUGGUGAUGCGCGACCCCACAACCAAACGCUCCAGAGGCUUUGGCUUCAUCACGUUUGCAGAUGUUUCCAGUGUAGAUAAAGUCUUAGCACAACCACACCACGAAUUAGACUCCAAGACGAUUGAUCCUAAGGUCGCCUUUCCUCGACGCGCUCAACCCAAGAUGGUCACAAGAACAAAGAAGAUAUUUGUGGGUGGAUUAUCAGCGAGCACAGUCGUUGAAGAUGUGAAACAGUAUUUCGAACAGUUCGGAAAGGUAGAGGAUGCCAUGCUAAUGUUUGACAAAACUACAAACAGACAUAGAGGCUUCGGCUUCGUAACGUUCGAGAAUGAAGACAUUGUAGAGAAAGUCUGUGAAAUUCAUUUUCACGAAAUCAAUAAUAAAAUGGUAGAAUGUAAGAAGGCCCAACCAAAGGAGGUGAUGUUUCCUCCGGGCACGAGGGGGAGGGCGAGAAGUCUUCCGUACACCAUGGACGCCUUCAUGCUGGGCAUGGGCAUGUUGAGUUAUCCAAACAUUGUGGCAACAUACGGUCGCGGAUAUACAGGAUUUUCUCCUAGCUACAGUUACCAGUUUCCAGGUUUCCCAGCGACGGCGUACGGACCCGUGGCGGCAGCAGCGGUGGCGGCAGCGCGAGGCUCAGGUAGGGCGACCCGGGGAAGAAGCGGCUACAUGGCGUACCCACAGAACGCAGGGCCAGGGUUCCCCGAUUACGGCUUUUAUUCUGGCCCCGGUGACCAACGGGGCGCUCCCUGCUCCUUUGCCGACUAUGCCACCCUGGGGCCCCAUACGGGUCAGAUGCUGCAAAGCGAGCACGUCACCUCUACCUGCAACUCACCCUCCCAGCACCACCCAAGCCCGGACCACUUUAAGAGCUCAGGUGCUAACCCUGCACGGCCUGGAGGUUUCCCCGGUGCAAACAGUCCUGGACCCGUGGCAGACUUGUACGGCCCCAGCAGUCAGGACACAGCAGUGGGAAAUUACAUCAGUGCUGCCAGCCCCCAGCCGGGCUCCGGGUUCAAUCACAGUAUCGCAGGUCCUUUGAUCGCCACAGCAUUUACAAAUGGAUACCACUGAAAGCUACCGGGAGAUGCGGCACCAUCUCAUUGGAGAGUUCUUCAGGAGGCCCUGGGAAAAUGACCAGAGUCUCUGAUUGGUUUGUGUACAGUUGAUGUCAUAAAGACUUCAAGCACUACAGGUUCUGAUUGGUGAAUGGACAAGGGGGGUGGAACCAAACAAAGAGGACAAGAAAAAAAUACGAUCAUCUCAGAAAACAAACAUCACAACUGCUGUAACCGUAAUCCAACCCUCCUGUCACUGCAGGACUUUUUUAUUUUUUUUCCACACGCUUUUUUUCUUUCUAUGUGCUUUUUAAAUGACUUUGGCUUUUAGAAAAUCAUACUUAGAUGAGUGAAUUAUUCAGUUGCGAUUGUCACCAUUCUGAUUUUAAUUUUUUUUUUUUUUUCCCCUUCGAUUUUGGUGCCGGUUAACUUUUUAAUUUUUGCACAUAUGGACAGACGCCGUGCUGAAAGACGCCAUGCCAUUCAUCUAUUGGAAAAAAGAAAAUCUUAGUAGCUGUUUUUAAUUGUGAAGUCUCAUUGUUGAUCAUAAUGACCUAUUUUUGGGCAAUACAGAGGGAGAGGACUCCAAUAUUUUUAUGGUCCUUUUUAUAUAUAUAUAUAUAUAUCUCUAUAUAUAUAUCUCUAUAUACGUGUUGUUGUUGUGUCAUUUAGAAAAAAGAAGUAUACUGUUUUGUUUUUUCCCCCCCGAUGAAACAUGGUGAUUUCAAAUAUAAAAAAAAAAUGUAAAUGUAAAUAUACUUCACUGCAUAUAAUCAGUUCAAGCAUAUUUUUCUGAUGGUGUUUCAAAAAAAGAAAAAGAAAAAAAAAAUCAGGGUAAUUAAAGUAAUUGAAAGUAUGACGUUGAAAAAAAAAAAAAUCCAGUAAUACAUUAAUUUCUUAAAUUGUUGUAUACACAUAAGCUGAAUCAUUUUACAGGUGUAAUACCAGCAUACUCAUGCACAUGAGCUGAAACUUUCAUCAUUCGCUGUGGAGUUUCGAAAACACCACUCCCGUCCAAAGCACACUGUGUGUAGUGAUCAAUGAAAGGACUUUUUCUUGUGUUCUGCACAUUCUAACACUUUUAUACUCCUGAGAAAAAAAAAGAAACUUACUAUGUUGUCUGUUGUUGUUAAUGUUGUCUAAUAGAGGACGUUCCUCUUGAUUUUGGAACCUGUCGUGGACUGUACGUGAACGAAGCGGUUUAUUUCUCUUUUGGCUGAAGAAGGCAAACAUUUUUAAAGUAUCAUACCUCAGUCCUGUGAGAUUUAAUUUAUUUAGAGGUGAUCAAGUGUACGGAGGACGCUUUGCACUGUGUACAAAAAGAACGACAGUUUUCUCUUUGCACAUGCUAGCUGUCACGAGUGACCUUACAGAGAUUUGAUGUAUGAAAAAUUGUUCAGUGAAUGUUGCUUUUAUUUUUCUGCCGCUGGCGUCCAGAACGCAGGUCGAGAAGAAGCCAAACGAAAAGCAAUCUAUUACUGGUGCGCUCAAGAUUUCAUUUCAAGGACAUAGCGAACCUUUUAUCUGAAAUAUUGACGUAUUUUAAUAUACAACCAGUUGAAGACACUGAAAAAAAAAAAAUUGUUGACCCAAAACCCAGAGCUGCUGAUUUCUUUCUUUCAAGUUGAAAAGCUGUUUUAGGUCAAAUGCAUAAAUAUAUAUAUAUAUAUAAAAUGCAGAUUUUUAAUGUUAAAUGAUCUGAUAUGUAUAUUCUGAUGUAAAUGUGUCUUUUUUCCUGCUGCGGAUGUAAACUGUUUUGUUUGAUGACUUCUGUUUUAUUUGGUGUAGUCUGGUGGCCAGAGGCAAACGCACGAAACGCCAGAGCCUCGAAAAGAUUUACAGAUCCAGUCACGUAAUAAUAUUUAAACAAGCGAAAGGAAUGGAGCGAGGGAGGAAAACUAUUGUAAUGUUCAAAUGUAAAAAAAAAACAAAACAAACAAAAAAAAAAAAACUGUAAAAACAAAACAUUAAAAAUGAAACCAAGAUGUUUGUUCACUGAUUUCAAUUUCAGUUUGUGGUUAUUGACGUUAAUGUCUCAUUCUCUAGAUUCUUUGUUUCUUUUAGAAAUGGAGUGCAGUACUCAUCUCUGAGUACUGAACUACACAAACACUUGGAAUUAGGUACUAAGCCACUCAAGGCUGUGUAUACAGUAAAUGCUAAAGUAAAUGCACGGCAUUCCCAAUAUAUGGGCCAUUCUACAGAAUUGGUGCAAACUGCUGUCCCAUAAUGAAAAAACACAUUUAAAAAGCAUUUAAGAAUUCAAAUAGUAGAUGUUCAUUAAAAUCCUUCUAUUAUCUACUGAAGCCCACCAUAAUGUUUAAAAUAUCAGUAAGCUUAAUAUAUAUAAAAUCAUCAUUACUUUAAAGGUGGCUGUCCCGAACCCUAACACUUAAAUUUAACUUAUAACAUUUUUUUUGCUUUUUAUUGCAUUGUUGUUUUUAAAAAAGAUGUUUAAGGUUAAAAAUAUAUAUAUAGUCAUUUUAUAUUUUCUUUGUGAAACGUCAUGAAUUAAAAACAUACAGUACAGUUAUGCAAUUUUUUUAUAUUUUAGUAUGUUUUAGUAGUGUUUUCAUAUGUGAGCUAAAAUUCUGUAAUGUGAUGUGGUCGCUAGCAAAAUGUUAUUGUCACUACCAAAAUGUCCAGUUACGACAAAAACAUGGGAUGUUAUCGAAAAAUAAAAUAUACUGAAUUAUCAAGCUGGACACUUUACUUCAAGAUGUUUCCAACUCUUGACUUCGCACCAAUUCUGUAGAACGGCCCAUAUACAGUCAGCUAAAAUAAAUGUACACCUAGGGCUGGGCGAUAUGGCCAAAAAAAAAUAUCACAAUAAUUUUUUUUCAUAUCAGUUGAUAUCGAUAAUUAUCACAAUAAAUGUCAAAUCUCUAUUUCUUUCAAGUUUAAAGUCAGAUUUUUGCUCUAAAGUAAAAGUUGUAGAAACCAGACCGUUUAUUUUCUUUAACAAAAUAAAUAUCUAAAUAGAAAAAUUAAUUUCUGCAUGUUCUA